AUCGUACUCGACUAGUACUUCUCGGAGACUCGGAGUCGUUUAAUUCCAUCUCACAUCCUGUGUCACGAUUCAUCAUCAACCCUUGUUAAGGAGUCGAUUUCCCGUAUGUCUGAAGGAACUUGGGAGAAGUUAUCCCAAGUCGCUGUGAAGGGUGCUGAACAUGACUCUGGUGAACGCCGGCCCCAUCCGAAAUGUUUGGAAGGGACUCGGGUGGUCCUUCUCAACCAUAUCUACGGGUUAUUAGACACCAAAGAGAAGAAUCGACUCAUUUGGCUUCAUGGUACAGCAGGCGUCGGAAAAUCUGCUGUUGCGUUCACCGUAGCCGAAAGGAUGAGAGGUCUGAAGAUGACAGAGGAGACGAAAAGAGAAAAGCGGCUCGCAGGAACAUUCUUUUUCUCCCGCAAGCACACGAAACGCCGCACGACUGGUUAUUUCUUUGCGACACUUGCCUACCAGCUGGCCGUGAAUUUCCCCAGCAUCAAGACGUACGUGAACAAAGCUAUCCUGGAGAAUCCUGCACUUUUAGACCCCGACAAGUCUCUUCGCGACCAGAUGGAGGCGUUGUUUCUACAACCUCUGCGAAAUCUUCAAUCCAGGCUGCGCGAGUGUCCGCCUUUGACAUUCGUUGUUGAUGCCCUCGAUGAAUGCACAUCAGAAUCCCUCGAUCAAUCCACAUUCGACUCCGAUGAAGACAAAUACGAAAGCGAGCUUGCUGAACUGAUCUCCCUGCUCGCCCAAGCUCUUCGCGAUCCUGAUCUGCCUGUGACCCACAUUUUAGUUACGAGUCGCUCAGAAGCGCAUAUCUGUGAAGCCAUGGAGAGCGAAGAUGUGCGCCCGCUGGUGUGCGAGAUACCAGUGAAGAUUUUUGGGGAGGGUGUCGCUGCCACUAUCUCGCUAGACGGUGCAGAUGUUGACGCAGAUAUCUAUCGUUUCUUGGAGCAUUCUUUUAGAAAGCUACGAAGUCGCUCUUCCACUUUCCCGUUGCCAACGAAGUGUCAACUUGAGCAGCUGGCGAUCCGAGCGGGCAGACGUUUCAUUGUGGCGUCUACAAUGAUGAAGUUUAUCGAUGAUCGACACAAUGAUCCCCGUGACCGGCUUCAGCUCAUGCUCGAGCUAACGAGUGAACUGCUACCAGGAACAGAAGUGUACAAGUUAUACGACCGUAUCCUCUCCACAUGCGCUGACCCGAAGUUGGCAUACCAGCACUUGUCCGUUGUUGCCGCCCUUACAGAUCCUCUGCCGAUUUCACAAAUCUCAGAACUUCUUGGUCCUGGUCAGGGCAGGGACGCUGAGAGAGUGCUGGUGCAACUACGGUCUAUCAUAGAUGUCCCCAUCGACAGGACUCUUCCUGUGAACAUUUAUCACUCAUCCGUUCGCGACUAUAUUUCCCACCACUCCAACUGCAGCCUCCCUCAAGUACAAUGUCUCACAUCACCGCACUCCCUACUCGCACUUUCCUCUCUCCAAUUGAUGGUGCGCGAUAUUCCAGAAAGCACUGCGCUCCUGGAUGCGCUCUCAGAGUUGAAUGGGCAGAAUCAAGCUAUGGAACCCCAGGACCCCCGGAAUUUAACACACUCAUUAUCCUUCACUGUCCAGCCACCGGAGCCAAUACAAGCGCUUAUAACCCUGCUAUGGCUUCGGGGAAAUCGCAGUUUAGAGUUUCAAUUCUGGCUAGAUACCCUAGACGGGCGUGCCUGGCUGGGCACUCACAGCGCGAGAGAAUGGUUACAGACCCAGGGAGGGCGAGACUGGCUGCAAACCCAGGGAGGGCGAAACUGGCUGCAGACUGAAGGAGCGAUAGAGUGGCUGCAGACUAAAGGAGCGAGAGAGUGGCUGCAGACCUGGGGGGGAAAGGACUGGCUGCAGACUGAAGGAGCGAGAGAGUGGCUGCAGACUGAAGGAGGGAGCGAGUGGCUGCAGACCUGGAAAGGAAAGGACUGGCUGCAGACCGAAGGAGCGAGAGAGUGGCUGCAGACUGAAGGAGCGAGAGAGUGGCUGCAGACCCGGGCGGGAAGGAACUGGCUGGAGAGUGGAGGGGUGAAAGAGUUGCUGCAGACCCGGGUGGGAAAGGACUGGCUGCAGAGUGAAGGAGCGAGAGAGUGGCUGCAGACCCCGGUGGGAGAGCACUGGGUGUGGAGUGAAGGAGCAAGAGAGCGGCUGCAGAUCCCGGUGGGAGAGCACUGGCUGCGGAGUGAACUUGAAGGAGCGAGAGAGCGGCUGCAGACCUUGGGGGGAAAGGACUUGCCGCAGACUGAAGGUCCCUGGCUGCAAAACGCAGGUGGGGGAGGCUUGGUGCAGCGCUCGGGCAGACGAGACUGGCUGCAGGCCCAGGGUGGGCGAGAUUGGCUGCAGACCCCAAUGGGACACUGGCUGCUCCAUGGCGGGCGGCACUGGCUGCAGAGUCAGGACGGGCAAGGCUGGCUACAAUCCCCGGGCGUGGAAGACUGGCUGCAGACCCAAGGCGGGAAAGACUGGCUGCAGACCCAAGGCGGGAAAGACUGGCUGCAAACCCCGCGUGUGCGAAACUGGUUGCAAACCCAAGGCGGGAAAGACUGGCUGCAGACCCCAGACGGGCGAACCUGGUUGCAAACCCAAGGCGGGGGAGACUGGUUGCAGACCCCAGACGGGCGAGACUGGUUGCAAACCCAAGGCGGGCAAGACUGGUUGCAGACACCGCAUGGUCAAACGUGGCGGUUGACGACUGUCUGGGUAACAAUGGAGGAAUUUUCGAACACAUUGGAAGCAAUCAUGCAGUAUAUAAUUAUCCCAGAAUUGCCUCUUCAGCCAGCUUUUCAAGUCAUCCAACAGCUCAAGAACCUGCCGGAUUUCUUGUUGUUUCCAGCGUUCCUCGGGUUAAGGCACCAGGACCACCCCACCUCUGCAUUUUCACGACGUUGUUUUCCACCAAACAUAGGGAUCAUUCAUUCAAUGCAGGCCUUUUCCAACUUCGCAAACGACGCACGCGAACGAACUCGAACAGCUUCCGACGUUCUCGACUACGCAUGCCAAAACUGGGCCGUCCAUCUCUCGCGAGCUCCGAAUCCUUGGGACGAGAGGCUCGCUCAUAUAUUCAAGUCUUUCUGGGAUCGUCAUCUCCUCUCCUGGCUCGAAAGGCAGUGGUGUGUGAAGGAUCUGAGGUCUUGCCUCACUAUUUUAUCAGAAGGCGAGAAACUUGCAAAGGACCAUUUCCGUGAAGCCCCUGUAACAUCUUAAUGACCAGUCUGAAGCUGCCAGAUGUUUGCAACAUGUUACACUGUCUUGUUAUCGUGCAUUGAUUUCUUGCUGUUAGCCAUUUUCUUACAGUCAGAUCUCUGUAAUGGUGUAAAGUAUUUCCUAGUGCUCCGCUAGUACAUGUUUGUGACUUCAUUAUCAUGAGACGC
Molecule: messenger RNA, 3380 nt
Organism: Suillus clintonianus
Lineage: Eukaryota; Fungi; Basidiomycota; Agaricomycetes; Boletales; Suillaceae
Exons: 3
Coding region: 106-3213 (1035 amino acids)
Source: RefSeq, a predicted model, not a curated record